Messenger RNA from Setaria italica (foxtail millet), 1927 nucleotides. RefSeq names its product WAT1-related protein At3g30340. Gene Ontology annotation, cellular component: plasma membrane. The transcript is spliced from 5 exons. Gene Ontology annotation, molecular function: transmembrane transporter activity. Lineage: Eukaryota; Viridiplantae; Streptophyta; Magnoliopsida; Poales; Poaceae. The coding region runs from base 525 to 1607 and encodes 360 amino acids. The record is from RefSeq and is a predicted model, not a curated record.
UACUACAUACGUCGAUCAAAGUGUUAGUUGCUAGCAGUACUUCACUCAUCACUGCAAGCAGAAGCAGUGCAGAUGAUAAAAGGGACGCGCACGCAUAUCAAACCAUCUCAAACAGUGGCAAAUAAAGGAGGAGCCGUGCCUUUGGGAAAGAAAGAGGGGUGGCCACAUUUGUGUUUCUGGGUCAGGAUGUGCAAUCCCAAUGGCGACUGCAUCAUUGCCCACACACAAAAAGAUGUAAAAGACGGCCUACAGUUCCACUGCAUCCACUACCCGGCUAAGCUAGGUUUCUGUACCCAAUCUCGCCCAUCUUUUUCUUCAGAGGGAAAAAAGGCGUACCUGAAACGAUUCUCUCCUCUCCUCCCUUGCUUCUAGUAUAGCAUUCGUCUCUCGCCAACGCCCAAGCCAAGAGGAGAAUCGCCUGGUCGGGCCAAGACACUAUAAAAUUCUGCCGCCUGCAGCUGGGAUUCUAGCUUGUCUGAAGCAAGCAAGUCAUCAGCAGCCACUGCCAUAGCAUACCGGCGGGCAUGGGGAUGAUGGGGUCGUGCCUCGGCGGCGGCCUGCCGGUGGCCGUCAUGCUCUGCCUCAACGUGGUGGCGGCGGUCAUGGUGUCGCUCGUCAAGGUGGCCAUGGACGGCGGCAUGAACCCGCUCGUCAUCGUCACGCUGCAGCAGCUCACGGCCUCCGUCUUCCUCGCGCCAAUAGCAUUCUUCAAGGAGAGGAAGUCGAGGCCAAAGCUGACGCUGGAGAUCUUCGCCUACAUCUUCGUCAGUGCGGCGCUCGGCGCUGCUCUGCGUCAGUACAUGAUCUUCGUGGCCCUGCGCUACACCACGGCCACCUUCGUCACUGCCUUCUCCAACAUCGCCCCCGUCCUCACCUUCCUCCUCGCCGUCGCCACGCGGUCAGAAGCUCUGAACCUCAAGUGCAAGACGGGCAUGGCGAAGCUCGCGGGCACGCUGGUCUCGCUGGGCGGCGCCAUGGUGCUCACCUUCUACAAGGGCGUCGCCCUCACCCACGCCGGCUCGCACCUCCAUUCUCACCACCACCGGCCGCCGGGAGGAGGAGCCGCCGCGGAGGCCGUCAGCCGCGGCAAGUGGACGCUGGGCACGGUGGCCAUCCUGGGCAACUGCGUCUGCCUCUCCUGCUGGUUCCUGCUCCACGGCCGCCUCGCCAGGAAGUACCCGCACGUCUACUCCUGCAACGCCCUCAUGUCCAUGUUCAGCUUCCUCCAGGUCGCCGUCGUCGGCCUCUGCACCCAGCGGAGCAUCACGCCAUGGAUCAUCACCAGCAAGUUCCAGAUCCUCACCGUCCUAUACGCUGGCAUCGUCGGGUGCGGCGUGUCGUUCGUGCUGGUGACAUGGUGCAUCGAGAAGAGGGGCGCCGUGUUCGUGGCCGCCUUCAUCCCCGUCGUGCAGAUCAUCGUCUCCGUCAUUGACUUCUCCAUCCUGCACGAGCAGCUCUACCUCGGAAGCGUGCUGGGAUCGGUUCUUGUGAUCGGCGGGCUGUAUCUCCUGCUGUGGGGCAAGAGGCAGGAUGCCCUGCACUGUCCUCCAAAGGUUGCCGAAGACCCUGAAAAAGAGCAGCAGCAGCAGCAGGCGGUGCACACCUGAAGAUCGACACCAUCCACUGACUGUUGGGCGUUGGGUUGUAACAGUUGCAGCAAUAAGAUCUCCCUAGCCCCUUUUCUCUCUCUCUCUCUCUUUUGGUGUGUCAGGAGGGGCAAUGAUGUUCUUCUCAGAUGAGUCUGGUGCCAGCAAAGUGUUUAGAUUCUAAUCCAAACAGUAGAGUCAUCUUAAAUCGUACUGAUAGCAACAUCAUAGAAGGACUCACUAUCACCCAUUUUGUAGUCCUCUUGACAAAUAUAUACAGAGUACUGGAGAGCAGAUUUUCUGCACAUUAUAUGUAGGCACCUGCUCACCUUUUCUUAUAA